UCAUUUAUCGUUGUUGUUAUUGCUGAUGAUACUUAUAAUCAGUAUUGUUUGUUUUUUAUUUCGUUUCCCUACACCUACCUACAUUUGGUGAUUUUUUCCCCCCUCUUUGAUCAGUUUUUCAAACCCCCCUCUCUCCCUCACUUAUUCCUUAUCUCGUGUCUCAAAAUGAAGGGCUUGUGGUGGACCUGCAGCACCACACUGAACAAACACAAACACACACACAUAUGUAUAUUUAUUUAUGUGUAUGCGUGCAUGUGUUUGUGUGUGUUAUGAAUAUAAACUUCCCUUUGAUAAUUUUUCGUUUGCCGUUUUCUGUGUUUGUUUUUCUUUUUUUCGUGUCUUUUGUUACCGCUAACGAACGUCACCAUUUCUAUGCAUCGCUUUGGCUGUCUUAACGCUUAGUAGCAAUUACCGUUUAAAUAUUAUAUCCACGCGAACUGCAGCCGCUGCUUGCUUACAGCGUGUGGUAGGCAUUACUAUACACGCAAGUGUAUAUACUUAACCGCAACAUACCCCCGGAAAGAAACGAAAAGAUAAACGUAAAGGAAAAAAACCUCACAUUAAGCACUUUAUACACACGCUUGAAAAAUCUGCGUGCUUGUAUGUGUGUUUGUGUGCGUGCGAGUGAGAAUACCUAUAUAUUCAUUUAACUAUCGAUAUAUAUAUAUAUAUAUAUAUAUAUAUAUCUGUGUGUGUGUGUGUGUCUGUAGACACGCGCGCACACUUGUAUAUACACAUAUACAUUCCAACACAUACAUAUACUAAUAGAUAACUAUGAAGAGGAACCCUCACAUCAAGAGGCUAUACACAAUUGAUUUUUUUUCUUCCCCUCUUCUUGUACCAGAAUCUAAAAUGUUCACGAGAGAGCGACUGUGAGAGAUGAGUAUUUUGUGAAACCACGCCGUCGACUUUGAGAAAUGGUGCUGCGACACUGUCGUAGCGUUGUUUAGUAAGAUGCUAGCAGGAGGAAACUGGUUAUGAUUAGUAGCUUUAUAUCAUUAUCAAUUAUUGUUAUUGUUAUUAUUGUUAUUAUUACUGUUACUAUUAUCGUCGCCACCGCCGCCGUCACCACAAUCAUCAUCAUUAUCACCAUCACUGUAAUCAUCAUCAUCAUCGUCAUUUAUUUAUGCAGAGUAGGUUCCCCGCACGGAAAAGAAACACAUGUAUGUAGAGUGUGUAAGAUUUCUACUAGACUGCAGCUCGUUACAAUAGAGCCAUGCAUCAAGCGAAGGAAUUUUCAAGUAGACGCUUAGCAUUCUAAAACUGUGUACGGUCAUUACAAAUACUACUUCCCACCCAAUAGUCAAGAUGAGAAAGUGCAGAUAUGGCUUCCUAACCACAUGGUUUUCAUGUACAACUCCAAUGCAUGGAAUCUUGAGCAAGUGUCAUCUGCUAUAAGUCCAGGCCAACCAAAGCCUUGAUUCACAAUCUGGAUUACCACUGUCAUGUGCUGACACUUUCUAUUGUGAUAGUCCUGAAAAAUACAUAACUGAACAAAUAGUGCAAGGGAUUUCUACCCCAAGAACAAAGGCUUCAGGAUCACAGAGAAAGGAUGAAGAUAAUGAUGAGGGUCCAGUAGAUGGUCCCUAUGUAAUUCCAACUCAGAUUGGUAAAGAGACACUACGUAUUGGGAAGAGCUUGGAUAGAAGGGACCCAUCAUGGAGUAGACAGAAUGUCGUAACCAUGACAGCAGAAAGCAGGGGUGAGACGGGGUGUGAUUCUGGGUCUGGAGAACGUCGCAGUGGUGGAAAUCGAAGACCUGGAAGACUACUUCCGCCUACUUCUGUGAUGGUAGCGCUGUCCAUUGUGGCAAUGGCAACAGCAGCUUUGUGUGCGUAUUGUUCAAUGAGUGGAUCCAAUGUUCUCACUGUCAGCAUUCCUUCAAGUGCCCUCUUACGUCGAGUGCGAAGUUUUACUGAACAUCCGAACCUGUCUGAGUUAACUCUGAAUAUCACUACGCUACAUGCAAACUUCAGAAUUCUUGAUUCAGCUGAGUGUGAGUCUGAUCCUUCAAAAUGUACUACCUAUGCUGUUUGUGACAACCAACAGGGAGAAAUGACAUGCAGGUGUCAGAGAGGUUACUAUUUGGAUGGACAGAAGUGUCAACUUUGUCGAACAUCUUGUCCACGUGGAUACUAUAUGGUUAAACCUUGUACGACUAAAAAGGAUGUUGUAUGUAAAGCUUGUGAUGUAUGUAAGGGGACAGAGUAUGAAAUCACACCUUGUCGAGCUGCCCAAAAUAGAAAAUGUAUUGAUGUCACUUUCCCUACACAUCAAAUUAGAUAUGAUGGUAAAACCUGUUCAAAAGUUGCAGAUAAUAACAGCUUACAGCUGAUGCCAUCAGGAAAUGUAUUUGUGGAACGUUUAAACAGUAUCAAGGAACUAGAGACCACAAUGUAUGUUACAAAUAAUCAACAAGCCAUGGAUUUCAUUUGGAAAAGAGAAUCAGGGCUUCAAGUAAAAGCUAGUAUAACUGAUGUGUUUUUGGUCCCAGAAUAUGUAGAUAUUGACCAUUCUGAUGACAAUCAAUAUUUUUUGCAGAGUGUUUUUGUACACAGCGAACUGAAACAGACAUUUCGGAAUAUCUUAAAGAGUUACUGUAGGCAUCCGCUGCCAGAUUAUUAUAAUAUGAUUCUGGAAGUUCAUCCCAAUCGAAGUACUAAUGCUACAGUAGUUAUAUGUGACUCCAAAAAUCCUGCAGUACCACAAUGUCCUAAGUCUUAUAGCGAUGGUCAGAAAUAUAUCAAGCGAUCUACGAAUAAUGUUUGUCCAAAAUUAAAGGGUAAACGUUUGAAGGCACUCUCCCCGGCUGCCAAUAGCAUUGUUUGUUUAGAUGAAUCCCCACUCUUAACAGCUAUAUUUGGAAUGAAGACAGCAAAUGUUACUGAAUUAAUGUUCCGAUCAAGGGAAUGUGAAAAUUUCACAAAGAGUUGCCUCUCCUGCAUUCAACGAGGCUGCAGAAAUUCCAAUAUUUAUUCCCCUAUUGCAGGUCCUCUGCGUGGUGAAAAUUCUUGUUGUCAAAUUCCAUGCUACAGAACUUACUCAUGUCGUAAAUCAUAUGACUCACUUUGCCCUCCCAGUCCAGUUGAAUGUGCAACAAGUGAUGCCUAUGUGUUCACAUUACGGCCAAUGUUUAACUCUAUAUCGAGUCAGUUCUUCUGCCACUUACAAUAUAAAAAGCCGACAAAACUGUACAGCAUAAAUUAUAGUGUUGACAUCCCCCAAGUGGGGUAUCAAUUUAAAGAAAAACAUCGAACAGUUUUAGCAGAAUCUACUGGUUUCCACCAUCACAGUUUAGUUACUGUUGACUUUAUAUCUGUUGAACAUUCUUCACAGCUACCUGUACGGGAGCAAGCGAUACUUGUAAAAGAUCACAGUAGAGCUGAUUUUUCUCUUCAUUCACUGAAGCAAGCUCAGGAUUUUGACCGAAAAUUUGAUAUAAAUAAUCCAACAGAAAACAUCUUCUCCACUGAUGCCCAGUUUUCAAAGCCAUUCGAAUAUAGCUCUAUGACUUGGCAUAACGGUGGUUGUGGUAAAAAUUCUUCGAAAAUAUAUCCUGCGCAAUUGCUAUUUGUUGAUCAUGGUGAUUCAGUUAAUGCCCAUAAGUCUGUCUUUGAUGGACGGUUCCAUUAUCACAUAUCAAACACCAAAGAAACACCACAAAUAAAAUUACUUAUCAGUGCAAACAGCUCAAUAUUAAAGCAUUAUCAACAUGAUUUUCCUAAUGCCUUGUUGAAUAGCAGUAGCCUUGAAGUAAAGUUGUUCUGGCAACCAGUCUUAAAAAAUUGGAUGAUGAAAAUCAAAGGGGUUCUUUACUCUUGCCCUGGCUAUUUAAGAAUGAAAGUUUAUGAUAGUGAGCAUCGCAUCUGCUACGGAAGCUAUGAUAUGUUCAUCAAUUGCCCAACCACUUUUCAGAUAUCUGCAGUUCUUACUGAAUGGGGUAACAAGCAGCCAUCAAUUUUAACUGUGAUGCUCAGUGACAUCGAAAGUACUCAUCGCCUCCAUUUGACCACUCACGAAAUCAAUAAAGACUAUAUGAAACCCUCAUCAAAUUCAUAUAGACUCAAAAAACAUAGCACAGUUAGAAUUUCACCUUGGAAACCAGUUAUUGCAAUUCUUGUAUCUGCCAGUAUUCUAGGUACAAUGAUGUUAUGUACCUUAGCUGGUUUAUUAAUUUACAAUGUUGGUCGUCGAACUAUACCAUCACUACCACCUCCAUCACCAGCACAAGACGAGCGCCGGUCUUCACUUCUCAGCAGUCCUGAGCAAGAGCGACCUCUGGAAAUUAUUCCAAGACCCCCCACUGAAACUUCCAGAGGAUUAGUUUUUCUAUUUAUAGUCAUUUAUUUAAUGUAUUCAUUCUUCUUUACAUUGUCAGUUACGUUGGGUUUGUUCUAUGUCAUCAUCGGUCCAUCUGUCAUCUCAUUACAGAACACUACCGAAAUGAGUUAUCAUGUGCGACAGAGUGUAAACAGAUGUUUAGAAGAAAUUAAAGCACAUGAGAAAUUUGAGACAAUGCGAAUGUUGGACUUGAUAAAACAGAGACAGAUAUCAUGUCAAUCUCAUCUUGACACUGAAGUCACCCACAUUCUACAAGGAAUGCACUCUUCCACAAGAAUGGUCUUGAGAAGUGUUUAUAGAGACAAUGGAUUGCUGAAAAAGUCUGUGCAUGACUUGUUUAUGUCAAAACAAUUUAAAUUUGAAUCUGAAUUAAAUGAAUUUAUCUGCCAGACUAACCAUACGUUAUAUAAUCAGCUUCUGAGCUUUCGUUCAAAGUACAUCAACUUCCUUAAGAAAUUAGUUCACAACCAAUGGUUGGAAUUUCCAAAGAAAAUAUUUGAACGUCAUGGUUCUAUAAAUGAUGUAUUCGAAUCAGAAAAUUCACUGCUGGAAUAUCUCAACUGGUUAGAAGUAGACAAAGUUUUUGAAGUGAGUCAAGUGCAUGAUAUUAUUAUGAAGCAGAUGGUUGAAUCCAAACCUAUAUUUCCUGGUAAUGAUAUUUUGGCUACUAAUCCAGGACGAAAUAUUAAAUCUGUUUGGAUCCGGCUUCAUACUGAACUUGAAGAAAGGACGUGGGAGCUGUCAAAAACUAGGCACGUCUUUCGUUACUUAUUAUCUCAUGCCUUUAGCUAUGAAGACACCAGCAAUAGAGACUACUACCAAGAUAUACAAUAUGAAGAAAAGAGGGAAAUUUCUUCUGGUGGCAGUAAAACGUUUUUCUCAGUGUUGGUAGCGAUUUUUAUUAUUUUAGAUGCAUUGUUAUUAUUUUAUCGUUUCAAAUGGAUGAAAUGUAUGCUGUCACAAAUUAGAUGUGGCUAUGUGCAGAAGCUGCCAAUGGACACAGUGUCAAGCAAGGUUUAUGCAAUACAAACAGGUAGAUCAGCACCACGCCCAUAUAAUCCCCUGGAGCAUCCAUACAGUUAUUAUCAAGAUAACAAGGAAGAUAUUUGGUCUGCCAGUGAACUCUACUUUGCUCAAGCACCAACCAAAUCUAAAGAAGACAUUCUAAGAGAGAUUUGGAAUCACCGACGUCGACAAGAACCUAAGUUGAAACGAGAGCGAUUGAAAGACUUUUGCUUUGUUCAAUAUUUUAUACAACUAUGCAGAUUAAUUCUGCGUAUUUUAGGAUCAAAGCUAUUUUUAAAGCUAAUCCUGUUUGCUCUUGUUGUAUUUUUCUUGGGGAUAUUUCUGGCAGCAGCAGACGCAAUUCUUACUGCAGACAACAUCAAGCUGUUCUUAGACAGACACCUGGGUGCAUCUCAGCUGAAGGACCACUUACUAAUGUCAGACAACACACUGAUCAAUUAUGCGGAUUAUCUAAAUAGACACUUAGUUUUUAUCAAGAAAUUCGUAGACUGGGAGAUUGCAGAUUUCAAUGCAGUUCUGGAAGGAGUCAGACAAAAUCAGAGGCAGCUUUUAAAUAAAGUUUUGGAAGAUAUCUGCAACAUUAUGGGAAACACAUCAUCUUCAUCAUCACAGACUUCAUGUAGCUCGCCACCAUCACUUCCUACCACCACAAUUACCUCGUGUAACUUCAUGUCCAUCCAGCCACAGUUUUAUGAUGGAAUUCUUCAAGAGGUCUCGGUCCAGCUCCUCCAAAAUAACCUCACAAGUACAGAGCUAGCGAGCCGACAGAUGGUGUUCCACAGUGUAUAUCUGCUUCUGUUCCUCGCCUGUGGCAUGUUUUUGAGUCAUGCAGUUGCACAAGUCAUAAACUAUUACGUCUUUCAUGAAAGCAAGGUCCCUAUUUUGAGGAUCUAUCAGACAACGAGCUCAUCUUCCCCGUGGCCCGAGCAUCACAACUGUACCGUUAAGGACAUGCACCGUAGCGCCUCCUGGCUACAGAGCAGUGAAAGUGGUGUAUACCUUGGAGACAAUGAAGAAAAUGUGCGUGAAUCCGCUAUGUAAAUAGAAACAACCCCUACUCACUUCCCUCCUACCUGGAUUCCUGGGAUAUCCUUGGCUGCUCCAGUUUCCUCCUUAAAAUUAGGAGGUUUCUGGAUUCAUUACAGUGGCAUGCCAACAUAUCUUCAGACCAUAACCUGGAGGAGUAACUCACAAAUUUGUGUUCUUAGGAUUGUGUAAUCUAUUACAAGUGGACACAGCAUUCAUCCUGGACAAUAGAUGUUGGUCAUAUUCCUACAAGAUCAUGCUAUUGUUUCUUAGUUCAUAUUUGUCCAUCCGGUGACAAUAAGAAGAAGUCAUUUUAAAUAAGUAAUCAUCACUAUCAAAUGAAUGUUUCCAGGAAGCAAUGAGAAAUGAAGUAAAAUGUGGAAAGAGGCUUUCCCUUUCGCCAAUAGCUGUUUGGUACAUGAUGCCUGCACUUUUCCCAGUCAUGCUCUGAAGGAAAAAAAAAAAAGAUGCUAAAAAUAUAUUGUUAUUAUUCAACUCCCCAAACCCAUCAUGAGAAAGAGAAGGCAAACGAGUUUAAAGUUAAAGCAAACAAACAAAAUGAAUGAAGUAUCUAAAAUGUGUAUGUUUGUAUUUAGGUGUAUGUAAGAGAACUUAGCUUUCAGUUUGCCUUCAGUCUUUCCAGAAAAAUAUAUGCAAGCAAAUCAUAUUACAUUGCCUGCCACUCAUCAAUCCUUAUUUUAAUCAGUUGUUAUUAAUUUCAUUAAAAAAAAAAACGAAACAAAACAAUAAAAAAUAUACAUAGUAUACAGAUAUGUAUAUAUGUGUAAUACAUUACACAAAUAUACAUGUGUCUGUGUAUAUAUGUAUGUAAAUUCAUACGUAUAUAAUAGAAGUCUAGGUAGACUGAUAGAUAGAAAAACUAGUACCUCCAAGUACUUAGUUAUCAUGACCAAGGAUGGAAAGUUUUGUGGGAAAUCUGCUUUCACUUUACAAAAAUGUACUGAAAAGAAUCUUUGCAUUGAAAAAUUGGAUAUAUAUAUAUAUAUACAUACACACAUAUACAUCUAUAUAAAUACUUAUAUAUACAAAUAUAUGUAUGUAUAUAUAUAUUUUAUAUAUAUAUAUAUAUAUACCAUAUAUACCAUACAUAUGUAUAUCUAUAUGUGUGUAUAUACAUGCAAUGCAUGUAUAUAUAUAUGCAUUACAUAUAUAUGUAUGCAAUCAUACAGAUACAUACAUAGACAUAAAUGUGUAUAUAUAUAUGUAUAUAUGAAUAUAUAUCUAUACACACAUUCAAAUGUGUGUGUAUGUAUAUAUGU
Molecule: messenger RNA, 7673 nt
Organism: Octopus bimaculoides (California two-spot octopus)
Lineage: Eukaryota; Metazoa; Mollusca; Cephalopoda; Octopoda; Octopodidae
Molecular function (GO): protein binding
Source: RefSeq, a predicted model, not a curated record